Molecule: messenger RNA, 1360 nt
Organism: Uloborus diversus
Lineage: Eukaryota; Metazoa; Arthropoda; Arachnida; Araneae; Uloboridae
Exons: 2
Coding region: 96-1136 (346 amino acids)
Source: RefSeq, a predicted model, not a curated record
GAAAAUUUCAUCAGCAAUGCGUCUCAGUCAUUUGAAUUGUUACCUGCAAAGAAACAGCUCUUGUCAAGACAUCAGGUUCCUCUACCACCGUCAGAAUGCCAUCCGCCAUAACAAUAAUAUUAUCUACUGUUUACUUCGGCCAUCUGAUUAACGCAUCAACAGUAACGUAUUCAGAAGUUCAACAUUUCGGAGGAUCAUGCUACCCGCGUGAUUCCUGUUCUGGAGGCAGAACCGAAGAGUUGGACAACCUGUGGGACAACUACACUUGCGAAUGUGGACGACAGUGUAGCUAUAGUGGCACAUGCUGUGUUGACUCUCCCUUCCUGUCCACCACGCAGAAAAAUUCUCAUUUAUCAACUGAAAAGUGCCAAAAGGUUAAAUUAACGUCCCGGUACGUUUUGAUGGUAUCCAGUUGCUCCAGGCGCUGGCAAAAGAAGUCACCAACUUAUGAAAAGUGCGAAAAGGAAGAAGAUGUUCUUAAUGAUCCAAUGUCGAAGCUUCCGAUUACCAGUAUCCAAACUGGAAUAUCGUACAAGAACUACUUCUGCGCGGUCUGCAAUUUUGAUUCCAAUCAUGUCGUAUUUUGGAACAUAGCUGUUACUGGUACCCAAAAUCGAAGUCACUUGCAAGAUAAUUUUCAAUUUAAUUCUGAGCAAAAUGCUUGGGGGACGGUAGGAGCACAAGGAACAUUUCAAAGACUGGAAUUAAAUUUCGUAGUUCCAGAGUCUUUAUACAAAUUAGUGAAGCCAUGCUAUCCUGGAAUCAUUUCCCAAUGUCCACCACCAAUAAGAAAUUCUGAUUUGCAGAGGAAAUGUCGUCUUUACUAUGCGCCAAUUAAAAUUAUGUCUGGUGGGAAAUUUAAAAUGUAUCGCAACGUUCACUGUGCCUUAUGCAAUAAUAAGGAUUCAAACUUGGAGGUCGCUUGUCCACUGUCAAAACGUCGUAAAACUCAACAUCCUUUGUCUUUUGCGUUGCUACUGGAUGUGAACCAAAAAGAUGGUGAAAAGGUGGGUCAAACUCGCGCAUGCAGUAAGGAUCAAGUUUAUGACCCGUUCUUCAAAAAGUGUCGAUCCAUGAAAUGUGCGAUCCCAGGUUACGUCAUCAAGAAUGGAUCAUGUGCAAAGGAUGUUGCAUGAGAUAUGUGACACUAGUUUGAGUGAAAAAUUAGAUUUACUACAAGUUUUAAAUUGUCUUUGGUUUGUGGUCGAAUAAAAUGCAACGUUAUUAGAAUACUUCUGCUACAGAGAAGUUUUUUAAAAGUGAUUUCAAAAAUUUCUCUACUAACAUUAGUAAAUGAGUGGAAGAAUCUGUCACAUGACCGAAACGUAAAUCUGAAAAUAUGUUUUUUUCCCUUUGCUUC